AUGAAAGAAAUGAUUAAUUCGAAUGAAACCUCACAGAGCCAGGUGAGUGAAUUCAUUCUCAUGGGCAUCACAAAUCGUCCUGAGCUUCAGGGUUUCCUUUUUGUUGUGUUUCUUCUCAACUACAUGGCCACAGCUCUUGGGAACCUGGGCCUGAUCAUCCUAACCAGUGUGGAUCCCCACCUCCAAACCCCCAUGUACUUUUUUCUCAGGCAUCUGGCAUUUGUUGAUUUUGGCUCUUCCAUGGCUAUUGGGCCAAAAAUGCUGGUUAAUUUCAUAGAGGAGAAAAAUAUCAUUUCCUAUCAUGGAUGUGCAGUACAGUUAUUUUUUGUUGGGAUAUUUUUUGACAGUGAACUUUUUAUCCUCUCAACCAUGGCCUAUGAUCGCUAUGUGGCUAUCUGUAAGCCUCUCCUCUAUAUGCUCAUCAUGUCAGACAGGGUAUGUUGGCUCUUGGUGGCUAUCUCAUACCUCAAUAGCAUCAUGGUAUCCCUAGUAGUUGCAAUAAAGCUUUUUAACUCAUCUUUCUGUGUGUCAAAUAUAAUAAGACAUUUCUACUGUGACAGUCUCCCUCUAUUAUCCAUUGCAUGCUCAGACACAAGUGAGACUGAACUAAUUAUUAUGAUCUUUGCUUCAAUUAAUUUGGUUUCUUCCCUCAUGAUCGUCCUUGUCUCCUACAUGCUCAUUCUGGUGGCCGUCCUCAGGAUGAACUCUGCUGAGGGAAGGCACAAAGCCUUCUCCACCUGUGGCUCUCACCUCACAGUGGUGGUAGUAUUCUAUGGGACGCUUCUCUUCAUGUACCUCCAACCUCAGUCUAGUCAUUCCUUUGACACAGACAAAUUAGCCUCUGUGUUUUACACUCUGGUCAUCCCUAUGCUCAACCCUUUGAUCUACAGCUUGAGGAAUAAAGAGGUGAAAGGCGCCUUGGGGAGACUCUUUAAAAAAGUUAUGUAA
Molecule: messenger RNA, 948 nt
Organism: Phascolarctos cinereus (koala)
Lineage: Eukaryota; Metazoa; Chordata; Mammalia; Diprotodontia; Phascolarctidae
Product: olfactory receptor 8K3-like
Biological process (GO): G protein-coupled receptor signaling pathway
Cellular component (GO): membrane
Molecular function (GO): olfactory receptor activity; G protein-coupled receptor activity
Source: RefSeq, a predicted model, not a curated record